Lathyrus oleraceus (garden pea) is the source of this 1361-nucleotide messenger RNA. Its product is annotated as 7-methylxanthosine synthase 1. NCBI's taxonomy places the organism in Eukaryota, Viridiplantae, Streptophyta, Magnoliopsida, Fabales, Fabaceae. Gene Ontology annotation, molecular function: methyltransferase activity. The transcript is spliced from 4 exons. The coding region runs from base 10 to 1158 and encodes 382 amino acids. The record is from RefSeq and is a predicted model, not a curated record.
UCUAUAAAUAUGUACGACAUGUCUAGUCAUUAUUACAUAAUUCAGUUAUAUCACAUGGCAAUGGAUCGUGUUCUUCGUAUGAAGAGUGGUGAAGGAGAAGCAAGCUAUGUUAAAAAUUCCUUAAUUCCGAAAAAAGCAAUAAUGAAAGUGAAAGCCUUACUUGAUGAGAACAUGAGACUGAUGAUACCAAAAACAACUUUUAAUAGUUGUUGGAAAGUAGUCGAUUUGGGUUGUUCUUCCGGACCAAAUGCACUUAUGGUCGUCUCAAAUAUCAUUAACGUGAUUGAUAAAAUUAGCUUAAGCUUAAACCAUGGGUCACCAACAACGUUCCAAAUUUACCUCAAUGAUUUAUAUGAAAAUGAUUUCAAUACUAUCUUGAGAUUACUACCUGAGUUCCAUCAAAGCAUACAAAAAGAAAGAGGACACAAUGCUGGAGGAUGUUUCAUACAUGCAACACCAGGGAGCUUCUAUGGAAGAUUGUUCCCCAAUAAUUACAUCAACAUUUUCCAUUCUUCUUAUUGUGUUCAUUGGCUAUCACAAGCACCAAAAUAUUCGACAAAGAAAGCAGAACCACUCAUCAAGAAAAAUAUUUAUAUAACAAGAAUGAGCCAUCCAUCAGUGUAUGAUGUAUAUGUUGAGCAAUUUGGAAGAGACUUCAACAAUUUUCUAAAGUCACGCUCAGAAGAACUAACAAAUGAUGGUGUGAUGGUCCUCACUUUAAUUGGGAGAGAGAAAAAUGGUGAAAUUACUUCUUAUGAGAUACUAGGCAUGGUACUCAAUGAAAUGGUUCAAGAGGGUUUAGUUGAAGAAGAAAAAUUGGACUUGUUUAAUUUGCCUUUAUAUCAUCCUACUAUAGAAGAAGUAAACCAAAUGAUCGAAAUCGAAGGAUCUUUUAUCAUUCAAACAUUGAAGACUUUUAAAAUUGGUUGGGAUGCAAACCUACAAGAAGAUACCGUUGAUUAUAUUGAUAGCAAAAUGAGAGGAGAGUUCAUAGCCAAGUACCAUAGAGCUUGCUUUGAGUCUCUUUUAAUACAUGAGUUUGGUGAAACUAUCAUGGAUGAAUUGUUCUCAAGGUUUGCAAAGCUUAUUGCACAAUUCAUUGAAUUAAAGUCACCCGAUUUUUUUAAUAUUGUGUUGUUCAUGACCAAGUGUCCGUAGAGAUGGUGAAAUGAAUGUUGUGACAUUCAUAUGAGGAAUAAAGAUAUUUCUAAGGCAGCAGAGAAUAAAGAAUGAAGGUGCUUUGUUUAGUAAGUGUUAGUUGAACUCGGAAGUAAAAGAUUUCUCAUGUUGGAGAAUCACAUAUUUAACAAGAUUCCAAUGUGAAAUAUCUUGGCGUAUUGUGAAUUUUUUAGUGAAAAACU